UCUUGCUGCCCCUUUGGCCCUGUGGGGACACAGCCAGAAGGAUGUGCCAUGGCACCAGGGAACAAGCUCUCGGACUCCACUGGUGUUUGAUCCUGAAUUUGCCAGCCUCCAGAACUGAAUCUCUUUGGGAAGCUACCUACCAGAAAGUGAGGAAUCAUGUCCAUGAUCGCAGCUUUCUACAGCGGCAAGUCCAUCCUCAUCACGGGGGCCACGGGCUUCAUGGGUAAAGUGCUGAUGGAGAAGUUGUUCCGGACCAGCCCCGACCUGAAAGUUAUUUACAUCCUUGUGAGGCCCAAGGCUGGCCAGACGCUGCAGCAGCGUGUCUUCCAGAUCCUCAACUGUAAGCUGUUUGAGAAAGUCAAAGAAGUGUGUCCCAAUGUGCAUGAGAAGAUCCGCGCCAUUUCCGCUGACCUCAACCACAAUGACUUUGCCAUGAGCAAGGAGGACCUGCAGGAGCUGCUGUCUUGCACCAACAUCAUCUUCCACUGUGCCGCCACUGUCCGCUUUGAUGACCCUCUCAGACAUGCUGUGCAGCUGAAUGUCACAGCCACCCAACAGCUCCUGCUGAUGGCCAGUCAGAUGCCAAAGCUGGAAGCCUUCAUCCACAUCUCCACCGCCUAUUCCAACUGUAACCUGAAACACAUCGAUGAAGUGAUCUAUCCAUGCCCCGUGGAGCCAAAACAACUCAUCGACUCCAUGGAGUGGUUAGAUGAUUCCAUCAUUGCGGAGAUCACACCGAAGCUGAUUGGGGAUCGACCCAACACUUACACCUACACCAAGGCCUUGGGAGAGAUAGUGGUGCAGCAGGAGAGUGAGAACCUCAACAUUGCCAUUGUGAGGCCCUCCAUUGUGGGGGCUACCUGGCAGGAGCCUUUCCCAGGUUGGGUGGAUAAUCUGAAUGGACCUAGCGGGCUGAUUAUUGCGGCUGGGAAGGGGUUUCUUCGGUCCAUACGAGCUACUCCAAUGGCAGUGGCAGAUCUAAUUCCAGUCGAUACAGUUGUCAAUCUCACUCUAGCGGUAGGAUGGUACACUGCAGUUCACAGACCUAAAUCAACGUUGAUCUACCACUGUACGUCUGGUAACUUCAAUCCCUGUAACUGGGGCAAGAUGGGAUUGCAAGUCUUGGCGACUUUUGAAAAAGUCCCGUUUGAGAGAGCUUUCAGGAGGCCUUAUGCUGACUUCACAACCAACAACUUCACAACUCACUACUGGAACGCCGUCAGCCACCGGGCUCCUGCCAUCGUCUACGACUUCUACUUGCGGCUCACCGGGAGGAAGCCCAGGAUGAUGAAGCUCAUGAAUCGGCUUCUACGCACCAUCUCGAUGCUCGAGUAUUUCAUCAACCACAGCUGGGAAUGGAGCACUUACAACACGGAAAUGCUCAUGUCCGAGCUGAGUCCCGAAGACCAGCGAGUAUUCAACUUUGAUGUGCGCCAGUUGAACUGGCUGGAAUACAUUGAAAACUACGUGUUGGGAGUUAAGAAGUAUUUAUUGAAAGAGGAUAUGGCUGGGAUCCCAGAGGCAAGGCAACACUUAAGAAGGCUCCGGAACAUUCACUACCUCUUUAAUACCGCCCUCUUUCUUAUCGUCUGGCGCCUUCUCAUUGCAAGAUCACAGAUGGCUCGGAAUAUCUGGUUCUUCAUCGUGAACUUCUGUUACAAAUUCCUUUCCUACUUUAGGGCGUCCAGCACGCUCAAGGUCUAGUACCAUCCGGUGGAGCCUCUCAGAUACCUCGGACAGAGAGCUGUGGUUGUCACCAUUAGCAAGUAACAAGGACUAGCCCAAGGUCAGACAGCAAGCAAGCUGUAGUCGAUCCAUCAUUUCUUGACACAACUCCUUAGCUUCCGUGAGACGAGGGAA
Messenger RNA from Ochotona princeps (American pika), 1860 nucleotides. It is a transcript of the gene FAR2, whose product is annotated as fatty acyl-CoA reductase 2. NCBI's taxonomy places the organism in Eukaryota, Metazoa, Chordata, Mammalia, Lagomorpha, Ochotonidae. The record is from RefSeq and is a predicted model, not a curated record. Bases 157 to 1704 code for a protein of 515 amino acids. Gene Ontology annotation, cellular component: peroxisome. The transcript has 12 exons. Gene Ontology annotation, molecular function: alcohol-forming very long-chain fatty acyl-CoA reductase (NADP+) activity. Gene Ontology annotation, biological process: long-chain fatty-acyl-CoA metabolic process.